CAUUCGUACACAAAACAUGGCAGCCACCAGGGAAAAAAUUUCUCCUUUCGAACUGAGCAUGCGAAUGCUAAAAGAUGAAUUAUUUAAGAAAGAUCCCGUGAUGUUAGGUGUAAUAGUUGCUGUAGCAGUAGUUUUGAUAACCAUAGUUAUUUACAAGUUGCUAUCACGUGGAAGAGGCGGCCGAAAUUCUGUGUUGCUUGUUGGACUCUCAGGAGCAGGGAAAACUCUUCUUUUCUCAAGGCUAAUGUACAAUAAAGAUGCCGUCACAUUCACAUCAACGAAAGAGAAUGCUGGCAGCCACAUGACACUAAGCAAGAAGGUGGUUAAUUUAGUUGACAUACCGGGAAACAUCAGACAAAGGCAGCAGUAUUUAGAUCAGUACAUAACCCAAGCAAGGGGGUUAGUCUUUGUGAUUGACAGUGCAGCUUUUCAGAAGGAGGUAAAAGAAGUUGCUGAAUAUCUGUACAAUAUCUUGAGCAAUGCAACAUUUUAUAAGAUGUCCCCUAAGUUGCUGAUUAUGUGCAACAAACAGGACAUCACCUUGUCAAAAUCAGCACAAGUUAUCAAGACACAGCUCGAAAAGGAAAUGAACACUGUCCGCAAGACUAAAGCAGCGGCUCUUGGCAGUACUGAUGAUUCUAGCUCUAGUUCCGAGAUCUUCCUUGGCAAGAAAGACAAACCAUUUGAAUUUUCCCAUCUGUCCAAAUUUAAGGUUGAAUUUGUGGAGUGCAGCACCAAACCAGAGGCUGAUGAGGAUGAACCAGAAAUUGGGCCACUUCAGGAGUGGCUUGCUAGCAGACUCUGAAAAGAAAAGAAAAAUACCAUAAAAACUAAUUAUUUAAAGGACCGUAAAAGAUUAUCUAAAUUUUUGUUUUUGAUUUAUGCAAUAUUUUGUUACAAUAAUAUAUUGCACUUUAAUGACGGAAUAAAUGCUACAUGAAGGAAUUUUAUUUUGUUUUGUGCACUUGGUCACCAAGGCUACUAGGAGGUAUAAUGACAAUAUGAUUUUUUUGAGUCGGGAGCUGGUAUUAAAUGUGCUACUCUACUUAACUUUAUCUAAAUCCAGCCGUUAACGCUAAGCUUACAGUGUGUUGCCCUUUGUAACUACUUAAUGCAGCUUAACUGACGUUCGACAACUGGCUGACAAAUAUGAGUGACCAAAUGCAAGUCGUACGAUUUGAGGCGAAAGACUCACUCUAAUUGAUUAAAAACUUAAAAAUCUUGGAGCAUUUUAUAUGGGGCGGGAUUUUAUAUGUGGGAUAGCGGAUGUGAAGGUUAAAAUGCGAUUAGGGUAUGGUGAUGAAGUGAGGUGGAAUUUCUGACAAAAUAAGGUGCUAUGAUGUUAUUUUUAACUACUUGAGUGAAAAUGGUUUGCUCAAUGAACUUCCAGUUGGGGGGUGGGGUGGAGGUGUGGCUGGGGGUGCAAGCUUUUUUUAGGUGGUGGAAUAAAUAGCCACUGUACCCAUUAUCUAUUUUCUGCAAACGCAAGCAACCAUCAAGCAGUUAAAAUUGGUCAUGUGAUGGAGUCUAUCAAUUGGGCAUAUUCUGUGCGCCAACUUAUUACAGUGCACCCUCAAAUUUGAGACCCCUUUAUUCAGAGACCCCUCUAAUUCGAGACCACUUUUUCAAAAAACCAAAUAACAGUCUAUUAACACUAAGCUAACCCUGUAUGUGGAAACUGAACCCCGAGAGUGCCCCAAAUGUUUAGGUCCCAAAGGUGGUCUCGAAUUGGGGUGGGGGGGGGGUGGGGAAACAGUAUCCAAUUACAACUAGGUAAUUUACAGUCAGAAGUGACAUAAGUGCUUUGUGCAGGGACUGCUCCCUGCUCAGGGUAACUAGCUCUAUAUGAGCGCUACAAGGAAGUAGUUAAAUUGAGGUGAGGUGCUAAGCCAAAUUGCAAGGCCGAUAUAGCUUAGCUUUAAACUCUUCUUUUAGAAUCACAGUAUAUCUGGUGUUUUCGAUCUUGGAUUAAAAUCCCACAGUCGUGGAUUUAAAAUGUU
Anneissia japonica is the source of this 2000-nucleotide messenger RNA. RefSeq names its product signal recognition particle receptor subunit beta-like. NCBI's taxonomy places the organism in Eukaryota, Metazoa, Echinodermata, Crinoidea, Comatulida, Comatulidae. Gene Ontology annotation, molecular function: GTP binding. The record is from RefSeq and is a predicted model, not a curated record. The transcript has 5 exons. Bases 17 to 805 code for a protein of 262 amino acids.